This is a messenger RNA of Bombus huntii, 3432 nucleotides long. RefSeq lists its product as uncharacterized. The record is from RefSeq and is a predicted model, not a curated record. Lineage: Eukaryota; Metazoa; Arthropoda; Insecta; Hymenoptera; Apidae. Bases 1757 to 3214 code for a protein of 485 amino acids. The transcript is spliced from 6 exons.
UUUCUCGCUAUCGCAAUAUUUAUUUAGGCCAUAUCGAAAACAAAUACCGACAUUCACCAUUGGCUGAACUAUGUUAUAACUCGAGGAAAAACGUGGUAUGGGUCAGUGCAUGAACCGAAGAUUUUACGGUUGCUGGCGAUCGUUGCUCGUCGAAGACGAUGAAGCCUCAUUCAGACGAAUACGUACGAACUGUGAUUGCAUCGAUAUAAGUUUCUUUGAUUAAUUUUAUGAUGAUCGGACGCGAACGCCGUUUCGUGUGUGUACUUUCGUGCCAUUGAAUUCGCACGUGACAACUUCUCCUUGGCCAGCGUAACGUAAAUAAUGAGCGUAGUUAAUAAUACAAACUAAUCGCCGAGUGGAAAAAUCGCAAGACGAAAGAUGAAGAUCAGUGUUUUACGAUGCCUGAUCAGUGCUUUUUUAUGCCUGUGCACGCGUCCAUGAGGAAAUGUGAAUUGGAAGCUCAAGAUAAGGAUGAAUUCAAAUGAAUCUGAUUAAAUAAACAGAGAUAUAUAUAUAUAUACGUAUGUGCCGUUUACGUAAAACGUUAAGACGAUUAAUGUCUCUUUUAUAUGUAGAACAUAUCUGGAUUACGUUCAUUUACAUAGUGCGAAAUAAAUAGGCGACGAUAAGAUUAGAAUUGCAAAUAUAAUCUGUUUCUCGAUAAAUCAACUGGCUGUAUAAGUUACGGAUAAUAACCAGUGAAAAACUUCGGUUUCUCUAUACUAAUGUCAAACAUUAUAUAAAAUAGAAGACAUGCUGAGAAUUAGAGAUACACUUAUGUUGCUGCUUCCUUGAUCGUGAUAAGAAAUUCUUCGUCGUUCGUACAUCAGCUUAGUUAUUGAUCAAAGAAUGCUUUUAUGCAACGUUGUAUAAUUUAAAAAGAAAAUAACGUUAACAAGUAAAGAUUAAUGAAAGGACAAGUCGAAAUAUGCAACACUAUGUUACGCAAAAUGCCGUAAAAAACGUUAGAAUUUCUAAAUUGAAACAUAAACUCGACCGAUUAUAAUAAGAAACGUUUCGUCGAACACAGCUACGCGUAUUCCACUCGCGACACCAACUCGCAACAUCCACGCCACUGCUCUCCACUAAUUCGCUGCACGUUCGAUCCCUGUCGAUUUACCAACCGAGUCAUCGAAUACUCCGUACAAAAACCCAACUAUCUAACCAUACGCGUGCACAAAUCUCACAUCGCCGGUGUCUCUGCUCUCGCGACUGAAUCUAGUCAUCGGUCUGCAUAAAUGAAUCACGGGAACGAGCGAGAUACCAACGAACAUGCGACGUUAAUCGACGCGCGGUCGCUCUAAACGCUGGCGAACGCGACGACACGAAACGAGAACCGUUGGGUUAUUAAAUUAGCGUCCCCAUGGCGACCAGUGGUCAAGAAAAUCGGUGUUUCAUAGAGACAGUCGAACUGAAACGGCGCUUCGUACGGCUGUCAAAGCAACGCGUUUUAGAUUACGAGAUCAGAGUCGUGAUCGAGGCACGCGGCUGCGAUGGCUCUAACUCGCGUAUAAUUCUCGCGCGGCUGGUACAGUUCGAAGUCUCGAGCAACGUGGUUCAAUUCGACACGAUUCAUGCGAAACUUGGCCAUAGAACGCUCGACUUAUCGAUGGUUUGACGUUCCCGGUUGUACGUCGAGUGUUCGAGUCGCCGAUACAGAAGCCGAGCAAGUAUUUAAUGUAACGUAUCUUCGCUGUAUCGUAAAGUAUCGGAAAAUCGGCGAAGAGAAAUCCCAUCAAACAUAGCUCGUCUAACGAUGUUUUGUCUAAAAGGAAGAAACAGUGGCGAUACGAAGCUUAGAGAGAUGUUGAGACAGGAUGAUUUUGGAUGGUGGUUGAGCAACGAGGACGAUCUAAAAUCGCCUAGAUCAACUCGUAGCAAAGAUCGUCGAUCGGUGGGAUCGUCGGAAUCGAUGUUUUCCUGCAUAGAUUCUGACGACAGCGAAAGUUAUGUCCUUGCGCAGGAAUUCAAACAAGAAUGCAACGGUAAUUACGAGAAAAUAGAACUUACGUCGUUAAUUAACGAAGAUUGGGACGUGAAUCUUAUCGAGCUAGAUGCGAUUAAGAAAAAAGCGGACAUCGCGCCAUUUCUAGCGGAAGACGAGACACGAUAUUCGGACGAUUCGAACCCGAAGUCGCAGGACUCGCACGGCACGUGCUACACACCGGAAAGGCUGGUCAGAUCUCAGAAGUACCGAAUACUAGCGCCGUCGCCCCGCUACUUGUCGAUCUCUCAAAUGAGAGACGUGACAAAUAAUCCAUGGAAGACGUCUCACUACCGCCACCAGUUGGACUGUCUUAUCGACUCCAACCAAGAUGGUGGAAUGCAAAUGAAAACUUUCACGAAUCCCAAUCCGAAGGAAAUAGUGGUACCGAUAAUUGACUUGCAUCGUUGGAAAAAAUAUGAACGAAUCUAUAACGGGGACAACGGGACGAUAAACGAUAAAAACGAAACGAAAACGGAAGACAUGUCCGAUUAUUCAAGCAGUCUGAACGUGUCCGAUUAUUCGUUCAGCAAGAGAUCCAGUUGCGAGAGAUUGAAUGACACAUGGGAGAACAGUGGCAAGAUGGAGACACGCGACUCUUUUAGCGGUUGCUCUGAAACGACUCCGUUCGAAGACACUUCCGGUAUCCAGAGCAACGAUUCGAGCUCCAAUACCCACACCUCGAAUAUGCAAAGCACUCCUCCUCUCUGUCUCAGUGACGAGUUGGCAACGACGAAUUACAAACUCGAUAACACACAGGGACAACGUUCUACUACCAAUGAGGUGGUAUCGAUUCUUGAAGUACUCGACACAAAUCCCGAGAAAGCUAUGGUUCUUCUUGAGGAAGAUAGUUUUCACGACAGCACGUCCUCACACGAUCAAUUGACCAGGCUGGCCUUGACCAUUGAAACGGAUGAGAAUAUGCCGGGAGUUCUCGAGAAAGAACAUUUAAUUCAUCUUCAAAACAAAAUAAGGAAACUUCAAGCUAGCAACAAAGACAUUUGUCGAGACAUAUCUAAUCUUCGAAAGAACUUUCAAUGUGACGAACAGAAAAUGGCAGACAUCUCGUCCGAUACCAGCAAACUACGACAGGACGUACAUGAUCUGCGAUAUCUCGACGAUCUUCUGAAUCUCUUACGGGGAGAAUUGGAAAGGAUCUCGAAAAGAAAUUGGCCAUUUGUUAUAGGACGUAUAGGACAUCAUACGGAGGAAAUGAAUCUCAUCGUGUGAACGAUACAAAUUACUUCCAUUAUAUCGUUGAUUUAACGGAAGAUUUUACAAGAACUUUUGUAAAAUUGCGAGAUAAUAGCUCGAUACUUAGAGACACGGCUGAAUAUUUUUAGAAGACACAAGCACGCUAAGAGCGUUUCACUGCCAUUGUUACUGUUAUUCACAACGACGUGAACUUACAACAUAGAUUUAUAUAAUAAAUUCGUAGUCUCUCUCUC